Molecule: messenger RNA, 4667 nt
Organism: Acanthaster planci (crown-of-thorns starfish)
Lineage: Eukaryota; Metazoa; Echinodermata; Asteroidea; Valvatida; Acanthasteridae
Product: beta-1,3-galactosyltransferase 1-like
Biological process (GO): protein O-linked glycosylation
Cellular component (GO): Golgi membrane
Molecular function (GO): hexosyltransferase activity
Source: RefSeq, a predicted model, not a curated record
UCCGUGACUGAAAUCGGGCAUCGCGCCAUCACUUCUGCUUAGCAUAAUUAAUGCCAGACAGAUUGUGCAGCCGUUCCACGAUCACAAAACCUUUCCGAACAGGCGACUGAAGAUCAAAGGUCUUGUAUCGAAGAGAGUAGGCCACGGUCAUGGCACUUGAUGAGGACUCGGAGUCGUCUACUUCAGACAUGGGGCAAAUGGCUGGCUAGCUAGCUUGCUAAUGCUAGCGCAGCAUGCGCUUGAUCGGUUCAAGUCCAGUCGUCAUGAUCUCACUGAACGCAGGCCUACAUAAAAUUACUCUUGGCCUACAUGGACUGCUGUGGCACGGCAAGACAUUUUUUUGAGACCUAUGAACCCACGAUCGUCACCACCCGUCAAAUUCAUAAUCUACGGACUAUUUUUACGAAAUUGACCUUGGAUGAUGGCGGACGGAAGAUUUUCCUCCAUGAAUUGACAAAAUCGAGCGAUUAAGCGCUCGUCAUCUAUUGCGCAAGGGUGACCAGUACUAAAUCCAGCAUUAAAUGCUGUCGUCAUCGUGAACGUUUUACCAAACCUACAGAUCACACGUCAUUUUCGGUUAUCCAACGAGUGUUCAAGAUGCAGGAAUUCUUACAAAUGGACUCUCGUCAGUUUUAAGAAGCCAGCUGAUGUAAUAAUUAUGUUGUGCAGAACGGGUCUAUAGCGAGAUGUGGAACGGGACCCUGACUUGAAAAGUCUAUCAUUCUCCGGAUCGUUUACUCUCGUCCCAAGUUGGUUUUAUUGUACGUCGUCGAAGUUGCAGGCAACUGAGUGGCACUGGCAUGAUGAUAUUGAUAAUUUAUGUUAUGGACUCAUUGCUAUGUGACCUGCAGUGAUUCCGAUCGGCAGGAUGUACUGUACUGUACUGUACAUACAUGCACAUGUACAUGUACAUGUACAUGCAGUCUACGUACUGUAUGCAGCAACUAAUGGGAUAUACCUGCACAUGUACAACUUCACUGCACAGGGCGAAGACACGAUGCUGGAAGUGAGUCAUACGGCGUGCUGAAAUGCUAAGCCGCUGCUCGUGGAAAAGGACGCAAGUGAGUUAUUUUGUCACACAACAACCAUGUUACCGAGUACUAUUCAUUUGCAUAAAUUUUCAUUGUUAUGUUUUGAUGUACGCCGUGAACUGCAGUCUAGUAAUGACGACAUCUCAUGUACGGGACAUCCGGCAUUGCAGAGUCAUGCGACGGGAACUUCCCUGUGCAGAAUACAUACUGUGUACUGUGCGGUGCGAGCUUCGUCGGUUGGUUGUCUCGAGCCGUACGUGAAUCAUAUCCUGUACAUGUACAUCGACGCAUGGAUGGAGGACAGAAUACGGAAAUACAAAACGAAUUUGUUGACGUGUGUCACUAAAACGAUCGUGUGAACUAAAAAGGUAUUCACGUGUUGAUAAUCGCUGUGGCCACAGAUUGCAAAACGGCCUGUCUUUGUACGGGAAAUGAAUCUUGUGACCGGUUAUUGUGCAUAUCGAGAGGAAUACUAAACAUCAUUGUAGCAGUAGUUUCACUACUAUACCAUGUUAGGCACCGUCAGGGUCGUUAGUGCAGUAGGUCGGAUGAAAUGUGAUCGACUUCUAAGAGGUUUAAUUUACAGGUCACUGUAAGUGUACUCCACUGUCAGUAUCGUAUGUUGUAAAGUGAGCACUUCGUGAAUUAGCAGGCCUAGCUAACCGCGGCGUACGCUAGGACCUCCCUAUAUUGGAUCUGUUAUGCUGAACAGCCAGCGGGGAAGAUCGAGAGUUACGUAUGUAAAAUUCAUUUCUGCACAAUGUGCCUUAGGACGUACUCGUUAAUGCGGAUAUUUUACACAAUCGUAUUCGUGUACAUCUUUAUCGUGGGUUUAUUGGUGGGUUAUAGUGUGAUCGCUCCCGAUGCCCGCCCUUCUAGUUCUACUUUGACCACUGCACAACCUACAAUUCCGGGCAUAUUGGACUUAUCAGAAGAAACCUCGAACAAGUCAGAUAUACCUCGGAAAAGGGAAGAAUCGCCACCGACUUAUAAGGAAAAGGUUCCCAACUGGGACAACAUUACCACCGUUCCGCUAUUCAGCGACGAAGUGAUCAACCCCCAUCCCUUCAGCUUCACCAUUGCCAACCGGGACGCGUGUUUCAGGAGAAACGACACGGGUGACGGGAUCUUCCUGGUCAUACUCGUCAAGUGCCGGCUCAACGAGACUUACGACCGACAGCAGAUCCGACAAACCUGGGGAGGCGUUACGCAGGUCCUGGGGCAACGAACCCUGACGAUGUUCCUGGUGGGCCAGUCCACAGACCCAGCGACCAACAGAAAACUGAGAGAUGAAGACAACGACCACCACGAUUUCAUCCAAGAAGAUUUCAUCGACGCCUACCACAACAUGACACACAAGACCAUCAUGGGGCUUAAAUGGGUGGCCACAUUUUGUCCCCAAGCAAGCUACGUGCUCAGCAUCGACUCAGACAUGACUCUCAAUAUCUAUAAUCUGGUGGUUAGGCUGACCCAAAUGCCUAGGACCAGCUUUGCUGAAGGGAAUCUGCGGGUUGACCCGCGGCCCCACAGGAAGAGAGAGUCCAAGUGGUACACUCCUUAUGAGAUGUACCCUGAGCCGUCCUACGCGCCAUUUUUAAACGGCGCGUGCUACGCCAUGUCCGGCGAUGUGGCCUCAUCCGUGUACCGCGAAUCUGUGCACGUACGGUUUUUGCAGUGGGACGACGUCUUCGUCGGUUUAGUCAUGAAGCGACUUGGGGUGGAGCCGAAACUGUCGCCGCUCUACGAACAGUUCCUCGCUGUCAGGGUUGCCUUGAGACACGGCAUAGGCAAAGGACUCCGACACAACACUUACAAAGUGAACGAGUACGUCAUCAAAACUUGGCGGAAUAUUGUCGGGAAGAAUUUACGAGAGCAGUACGAGACACCGACUUAUGUCCUGGCUUUGCUGUUGUUCAACGCUUGUUUUAUUUCGGCUGUCUUCAUCUGCUGCAGCAUUUAUAUCUAUACUACAGCAGACUGGGAGAAAACUGAAACCUUACGGGUCUGAUUAGUUUAUUUCUCCAGAAGACGAUACCCUCCAAAGUUUCAACCACAUUUUUAGACUCCUUCGUCCCUGCGUUCUUAUUUUGGUACAUUAAAAUCAGUUAGGGAAAGGUCACAUAUAAUUAGAAGUUUCAAAUUUCAUGAGUAGUCCAUCUGUGUGUCUGUAUGUACAUGUAUAUCCGCACCAACCUGCACCUUUUUGAAGCACAAUUUGAUCCACGAGGUUGUAUUAUCUGUAGAUUUGAUUUCCAAAUACUCAGGUUAUUUUAAGUCGUUUGGUCGAUCGAAGUGCAACUGGGGUUUGUGUACAUGUACGUUCCAUUGUUCGCUACGUACAACCAAAUCCAAAUAACCGCAGAUGCACUUUAGACAGGCUUAGUACUUAAGCCAAUGAACCGCGAUGUUUCUAAAUGCACUUUUUCUCAAUGCUGCAUAUUAUAAAUAUUUAUUGCCAGGUGUUUCUGAAACAGUAUGGGCCUAUAUUAUAAUGACUUGAACACUAAGGACAUAAUGCGCAGUACUGUCACCACUGUGCUGGUAAAUUAUACAUGUACACGUGUUCCUUUUGGCUUGAUCCCGUUGAAACUGUUCUUCAAUAUUGCCUAAUAAUCCCAUUUUCUGAAAUUGACAGCCUCGAAAUCCACAGCAAUGGUCGUAACCUGUUUGUUUAGCGAACAGGUUACAUGUACUUACUGUGGAGUAAAAUUGCUGUGUGGCAGUGUUGUAAAAUCACGACGGAAUAUUUCUCCUGUUGGUAAUUUGAUUGUGUGUCUCAUGGUCAGCAGCACCAUCAUGAUUCAUAGUUAUUGAUCUUUCCCGCCAUUCUGGUAAAUAGCGGUAUACAUGUACUUAAGAGUUGUACGCCAUUGUCUGUUUGAAACUAUCUCUCUCAGCGGUAAAAUUAUUGAUCGGGUCAUAUUUAAGUUUUUGUCUUGAUUUUUUCCCCCAGUUGCAACAAAUAUAACUUUUAAACCACUUUCGUCCUGUCUGUAUUCGGCAUGUUCGGAUGGUACCGUUGAUGUUCGGUUAUUCCCGACGGGAUAGGUAGGCUAGCUGUUCAACGUAAACUCCCGUAUCCCAAUGUUGACAGCUUUUGAUCCUACAAUAUUUGACUUUAUACACUGAAAUCGAAGGUCGCCUUGGCUGACAUCCCAGGCGAAAUCCAGAAUUUUCUGUCUUCGACCAACGCAGGCUUUGUGCCUGAAACAUGCUCACAGUGGGGAUACACUUGCAGUAUUGCCCACUGGAUAUGGGAAAAGCCUCAUUUUUGAGAUGUUGCCACUGAUGAAAUCGAAUAUACCAGGGUUCUCAACUUAUGACCCCCGACCCUUGUGUCAUAAUUAUUUAUAUCAGUGGGUAAUGCCUGACCUAAGAUUUUGUAACAAGAGUCGUCAGGAAAUCUUUGGGCAGGGAACAAGACUAUCUCCUUAUAUAAGCCGCGUGUACACGGACUCUUGACUAAUCAGAAUGGAUUGAACUGCCUCGCGUGCUCUCAGGUGCAGUGCGUGAUUUACGCGGCGGGCAUUAUCAAAUGUUAACAAAAGGGAGACAAUGGGUAUUUAUGAAUGUAAUUUUAUUGGAUAAUAAAGGAGUUGAGAUGCAACAUAAAGUUGACAUUUGCAUCAAAACCAU